GGUUAUCCAUUGAAAUAUAGUCUUAACGACAAGACGUACGUAUGUAAAUAAAUAGAGUUAUGAUGUCGGCGAUUUAAAUUAUAUAGGACGACACACUCUUUUCAAAAUGGAUGUAUAUGAUUUUUUUGGAUAUUUUUGCUUUUAUUUCUUUGGAUUUCUCCUUUCAGUAUGUCCUGUCAGUUCCAGCCAUAGUAGAAGAUAUAACCACUAUUCUUCUUACUACUACUAUUAUUAUGAGGGAUAUGACGGGUCUGCCAGUAUGGUAGCUGGUAGUAUUAUAGGUGGAUUGAUUGCUCUGUGUAUCGUCAUAGCUAUUGUCAUUGUGGUUGUACACGCUUGUAAUUGUUGUAAAACACACGGUAUACGUGGCCACACGAUACGUCAAACACCAAUAGCCACAGUUACUUCAAGGGCCCCUUACAGCACACCUCUUCACAAUAACUGGUCAUAUAUACCACCGACAGCACCUCCGUAUCAACCAUUAGUAACAAAGCCACCACAGUAUACAAGUAGUGAUGUAAAUCCUCCACCAGCGUAUGAAGAUAUUAGUGUAUCAUCGCCGCCAUCAAAUACAACAUUUCAAGGAAUAUCGUCACCAGCAUCACCAUGUCCGCCAUACAGUGAAAUGAGGUCAUGAUGAUUACCUGCUCCGCUAUACAGUGAAAUAAGGUCAUGAUAUAUGGUGGACAGAGCAACACAAACCUUGAAUUUACCCUGUAUUUAUAUAUAUAUAUAUAUAUAUAUAUGCCUCAAUCAAAAGUUAAUGCAUUUGAUUGGAAACUAAAUCAGCUUCAUUUUAUUAUUUUUACACGAAUGUGAUAUAUUUGACAAUCAUUUUAAGCAUCAAAAGUGGAAAUUCGUCUUUAGUGUAUUAAUUUUUAUAUAAAUUAAUUCCAAAUAGAUUUGAAUAAGUGAACUAUAGAAUUUUGUGAAGAAAUGUUAUGUGAUUGAUUUAAGAAUUUCCAUUUUAUUUACAUGACGCCGUCACACUGAUUAUUUUGUCCUUUUGGGGCUUUUUUAACUCUGCUUUUUUAUUUUAAAUGUUUUUUAUUGAAAAAAUUAAAUGUGAUGAACUAUUGAAAAUAAAACCAAUGAAGAUCGAUUCCACCAUGAAUUCAGAAAACCCACGUCGAAGGCAGCGUUUAAUCUUAAGUUCAAUAAACUCAAUGCAAACCACACCUACAGUUUGUUAUGGGAGCUACCAUUUAACUUCGAGGGGGUUAUUUUGUUUUGUCAGAAGAUUUUGAUUUAUCACCGUAAGGUAUGGGACACCCUCCCACUUCCCCCUAAUUUUCCUUGAAGUUAAAUAGUCGUUCCCAUAAGGCCAUGGUUUGUCGAACCUGUUUUACUAUAAACAUUGAUCAAGUUGUCGAACCUGUUUUACCAUAAACAUUGAUCAAGUUGUGUUUAUAUUGGUGCUGAGUAAUGAUAUAUUAGAAUCGUGCUUUUUGCAUUAAGAUUUUUAUCAUAAAUAUCAAUUCAUUGGUAUGUAGUGACACGAAUAGUUCUCUUGUUAUUAUAUGAUGAGAGAAGACAAAUUAGAUCUCCACCCACAUUUUCAUCCUCAUCCCCAUCUUCAUCAUCACGUGACUGCUGGCGGUUACUUUUAUCUGUUUAUAAAUACAAAACCUGCUAUGCAGGUACUAUUUUAUGAGGGUUUGACCAUAAAUUAGCGUUGUUUUAAGGUUGUUUAUUUAUUUACAUGUUUUACUGACAUUAUACUUAGUGCAUUCUAAUUUGAAUAUAAUCAAGAUCCUAAUUUGUACCCUUCUACUGAUGUGACCAACCUUAUUAUUUGUAUGCACAUGAAACCCAGGGUUUAACUAGAAUGGGUACUUUUUACAGAAGCUAACAAUUGAUCUUAGAAAAUAACAUAAAAAUUGUGCAGAGAGUCUAUUAAUUUUGUUAAUUUUUAUAAAGGAGUAUAACAUGUACAUAUAUUUUAUAAAUUAAGAUAAAUAUUAUCAACAAUUCAUUGUUUUAAAAGUAUAUCAUGCUAUUUGUUUGCUUUAAAGUCAAUAAAAAUCAAAUGACUAG
Mytilus trossulus (common blue mussel) is the source of this 2037-nucleotide messenger RNA. RefSeq lists its product as uncharacterized. Bases 107 to 637 code for a protein of 176 amino acids. NCBI's taxonomy places the organism in Eukaryota, Metazoa, Mollusca, Bivalvia, Mytilida, Mytilidae. The record is from RefSeq and is a predicted model, not a curated record. The transcript has 4 exons.